Patiria miniata (bat star) is the source of this 1704-nucleotide messenger RNA. RefSeq names its product G patch domain-containing protein 4-like. The coding region runs from base 51 to 1235 and encodes 394 amino acids. The record is from RefSeq and is a predicted model, not a curated record. Gene Ontology annotation, cellular component: nucleolus. The transcript is spliced from 5 exons. NCBI's taxonomy places the organism in Eukaryota, Metazoa, Echinodermata, Asteroidea, Valvatida, Asterinidae. Gene Ontology annotation, molecular function: nucleic acid binding. Gene Ontology annotation, biological process: regulation of ribosome biogenesis.
UAUGGUGGCGCCCUUCCACCGGCACCACACACGUGGAGAACACUUUAAAAAUGGCUGCGCACAGGUGUUCGUCGUUUGCUCAGCAACAACUUGAAAAGCACGGCUGGAAGAGCGGUCAAGGUCUUGGGAAAAAAGAGUCCGGAAUCAGCGAAGCCAUCAAGGUCAAGAUAAAGCAGGAUACUGCCGGGGUUGGUCAUGAUGCAGGCGAGCAGUUUACCUACCACUGGUGGGACCAUGUCUUCAACAAAGCAGCCAGCAACAUUGUCGUUGAGACCGACCAGGACGGCGUGAAGCUCUCUAGAAAAACGACCACGCAGGGCCCAAUCAGCAACAAGAAGCAGUCCAGUGACCGGGGCAAGAAACCGUUGCUGUACGGCAACUUUGUCAAAAGUGCCACCCUGACAACAGAGGGCUUGCAGCAGGACAACCAGGACGCAUCAUCCUCCUCCUCAGAUGAAGACAGUGACGGUGACAACUUGGAGUCAACAAACAUUGACGAGAGAUUCUUCAAGGCCUGUGGAGGCCGAACCGCUCACAAGGGUGCGAGGCAUGGUCUGACUCUGUCCGGGAAGCUGAAACGCAUUCAGGCUCAGGAGGAGGGUCAUAAUCUGCCCCGCCCACCUAAGGGAAACAGCGAUGUGCAUGGAUCAUCACCGUCACAUGAGGGCGCUUCAGAAGAAGGGCGGAAAAAGAAACGGCGGAAGAAAGAAAAGAAGUGUAAAUCGGAAGAGAAAGCAUCUGGGAUUGAUACACCAUAUACAGAGAUUGUAAGCGGUGACAAAGAUUGCAAGAAACGGAACAAGAAAUGCAAAAAGGCGGCGGUUGAAAAUGGGGAUGUUGAUCCUCAUGCAUAUUCAACAGAUGACAACCUUCUUGGAGACAGUGUGAAAGAGAAAAAGCAAAAGAGAGGAAAUAUGCCAGAGAAGGGUAAUAUGAAUAGUCAUGAAUAUUCAUCAGAUAGGCCUGACACACGGGAACUGAUAGUACGAGAGGAGGCGGAGAGCAAAGCUGCCAGGAAGGCAGCCAAAAAAGCGAAAAGAACUCGUGACAAACGUAGUCGGGAAAUGGAAAGCACCGUUUGUGAAGACAGUUUGCAGGACCUGAGCAGCAAAGAUAAGAUUAAAUUUCCUGAUCAGCUUGUGCCGGACGAGCAUGUCAAUGGUAAUCUACGCGGUCAAGAAACAAACCAUACUAGAAAAUCCAAGAAGAAAAAGUCCAAACACACAGCUUUGUGACAAAUUUCAUACAAUUUUAUUUUUUAAUCCAUUUGUGUUGCAUUAUUGGUGAAUAAGAAUAAUUUAGAAUACAAAUUGAUGGGACAAUAUCUAUCCAUGCGGAUGAACAAUUCAAUUUUUAUGGAAAGACAAAUGUGAUAAUCUAUAAAUUCCUUCCUGGAACUUUUUCGAAGAGAAGUGACUAGGAAAUUUCCUUAAUUUAUUUUUUGAAGAGCUUUCCUUAAACUGACAAAAUUAGUUGACAAAGACUGCAAUUAAAAGUCAAUUCUGAUUUUCAUACACAAAUUUGUAAGCAUUUUAAUGUACAUUUUUAAUGCAUUUUCAUGAUAGCACCUUCCAUCAUUAUGCCGAUUAAAAAUGCAGAACAAAUUGGUAAAUAUCAUGUUCAUGUCUUUAAAAGAAUUUUUUACUCUCCCUAUGUGGUUAUUUUGAAUAUUAAUUAAAGGAAUAUUUAUGUAUGAGAAAUUUA